UGUACAUCUGUCCAGUGCUGUUUGGAGAGAGUGCGUAUAGGUGCUGUCAAUUCCCAAAUGUGUAAACGUCUACAAAGACACAUCAGAAGACAUGUUUCUCCUUCUUUAUCUGAGCUUUUGGAGUGUGCUGGGGUCACACAGUCAGAGCCUGAGCGCAACAACAACAUCGCAAGCAUUUGUGACACCUGGGGACGACAACGGCCAGUGCACGACCUGUCAGUUUAGACAACAGAGCAAACGCAUGCGCCUGCACUCCAUUAAGUCUCAGAUUUUGAGCAUCCUGCGUCUAGAACAGGCUCCGAACAUCAGUAGAGACACGGUCAAGCUACUCUUACCUAAAGCACCUCCACUGCAGGAGCUCCUGGAUCAGUAUGACCAAAAUGGAGGCAUUAGUGAGGAUGAGGAACAAGGUAGCAGUGAGACCAUCAUAACCAUGGCCACAGAACCGCAAGCCAUCACCCAUCUUGAGGGGAUGCCGAAGUGUUGCAUGUUCUCACUGAGCCCAAAGAUUCUGCCUGACAGCAUCCUGAAGGCCCUGCUCUGGAUCUAUCUCCGACCAGCUGAGGAGCCAACCACGGUCUUCAUCCAGAUAUCUCAUCUGAAGUCUUCUUCUGAAGGAAACAGCCACUCAAGAAUACGCGCACAAAAAAUCGAUGUGAACGCCCGGACAAACUCCUGGCAGCACAUCGACAUGAAGCAGCUGUUGCAGUUGUGGCUCAAACAGCCCCAGAGUAACUUUGGGAUAGAAAUCAAGGCCUUUGACAUGAAAGGAAAUGAUCUGGCUCUGACUUCUCCAGAAUCUGGAGAGGAAGGACUGCAACCCUUCCUGGAGGUGAAAAUAUCAGACACUGGCAAGCGGUCCAGACGGGACACCGGCCUUGAUUGCGAUGAGCAUUCCACCGAGUCUCGUUGCUGCCGGUAUCCACUUACUGUCGACUUCGAGGACUUCGGGUGGGACUGGAUAAUUGCCCCCAAGCGCUACAAGGCCAAUUACUGCUCCGGUGAAUGCGUGCAGAAGUACCCCCACAGUCACAUCGUUAACAAGGCCAACCCUCGAGGCAGCGUGGGCCCCUGCUGCACACCCACCAAGAUGUCACCCAUAAACAUGCUGUAUUUCAAUGACCGUGAGCAGAUAAUCUACGGAAAAAUCCCUUCAAUGGUUGUAGAUCUUUGCGGCUGCUCUUGAGCCCAAGGGCUUUUCCAGUCACUAAGACAGCAAGCCCUAACUGCUCUGGACCAGAGGGAAGUGAAAAUAACUUUUACCUUGUCCCUAUAGUUCCUGCUAAAACAAUUGACCACACCAGGGUCCCAACAAACCAACUUAACCAAAUCAUUUAGUUUGUUCUCAUCAACUGUUGUACACAAGGACAGUGGUAGCAAGGUGACAAGGAUUUCUUUGUUUAUGAAGGUAUAAGGCUUCCUCUGUGAAUGCAUUUGAGCAUAGAGAUGACUUGACGGGCUUUACCAGUGUGAUAUCAGAAUGUACAAAUUGCAAAAAGUACUUUUAAGUUUUAAAUUAAUGUCAAAGGGGGUUGUAUAGUUGAUUAUUUAUAUAAAGUUGCUUAUCCCCCAGUGACCCAAAAACAGGAACACUGACCCAGAAACUCACUCAACAUGACGUCCGAACAACAAACUUUAGGAAUUCUGCAGUUGGUUCAUAGCAUAUGGGUAGUUGACAAAUGAUAGGGAUAGGAAACUUUUUAGAGCUGUAACUGGUCACAAUUUCUAUGCUUUUUAAGUAGUGUUAAACAUUGCUGGAACAUGUCAACUACCCAAAAGCGUGCAUCUUAUGUUCUUGUCAAACAACACUAAUUAAAUUGCCAAUUCAAUAGUUAUCCUACGUAAUAUCUUAGGCUAGAGAUGGUCAUAGUGAUUUUUUAAACAUGGAAUUAAUUGUAUUCUAUGGUUCAAAAUCAUGUUGUAGUUUUGAUCUGUUGUACCAAGUAAAAUGCCUGUUACUGAUGUU
This is a messenger RNA of Ctenopharyngodon idella (grass carp), 1966 nucleotides long. RefSeq names its product myostatin a (gene mstna). Gene Ontology annotation, biological process: SMAD protein signal transduction. Bases 92 to 1186 code for a protein of 364 amino acids. Gene Ontology annotation, molecular function: growth factor activity; cytokine activity. The record is from RefSeq and is a predicted model, not a curated record. Gene Ontology annotation, cellular component: extracellular region. The transcript is spliced from 3 exons. Lineage: Eukaryota; Metazoa; Chordata; Actinopteri; Cypriniformes; Xenocyprididae.